AUGUCUGAAUUGACUUUUGCCAAAUCAUUCCUGUCCACGUUAGACUCACGGCCUAUCAAGCUUCGCGCUGACCAUGUCUUCGACCCAGAGCAGGUUGGCCUGCGGGUUCCUUACACUCUUCCCCGCCUCUCGGCCCCGCAUCCCUCAAUGCCCAAGAAAGUGAAGUCGGCACAAGCUCCUGGCUCCUCCAAAUCCAUCAGUGUCCGUAUCAAAUCGGCCCGGAACCCGGUCUUGGAGUUCGCUAUCCCCAACGCACCCUUGUCCACCACCUCAGUCCAGGACAUUCGUGAUGCUGUGCAAAGUCGCAUCACCGAUACACAAGGAGGCCAAGUUCAGCUUGAAAAGAUUAAGAUCCUCUAUAAGCGAAAGCCAGUUACCGGGACCGGGAAGACACUCGCAGAAUUGCUAGUAGAUGAGCCCGCAAUCCUGGCCGGGGGUAAAGAAGUUGAGAUCGGGAUCAUGGUUAUUGGCGGUGCUCAGGCAGUUGAAACUUCCGUGUCGCAGCCGGAGGUCGCAGAGAAGCAAGAUGAGUCUCCCCCUAAGCCUGCCGUAGGACCGAGUGGCGCGGAGGUGCUGCAGACGGAGACGUUCUGGGAUGACUUGCAGGGUUAUCUUGAACAGCGCUUGAAGGAUGAGGGUGAAGCACAACGCCUGAAGUCGCUCUUUAAAGAUGCAUGGAAGUCUGCGAAAUAG
This is a messenger RNA of Penicillium salamii, 693 nucleotides long. Lineage: Eukaryota; Fungi; Ascomycota; Eurotiomycetes; Eurotiales; Aspergillaceae. The record is from the annotation of a GenBank genome assembly.